UAUGCUAAGGCACAGAGUACUUCUGUGCUGGAAGAUUUGGGUUCAAUUUCGCACAUAUUUUCCGACAAGACUGGAACCUUGACAGAAAAUCUGAUGUUAUUUUUAAGGCUUCCCUCAAACUCAAUCCACAUCGUCCACUUUGUUUACAUCCAUCUUUCUACUUACGUCAGAGACAGGAGAAGCAUCUUCGACUUGUUAGAGCUAUCCUCUCAUAUUUAUGGAGAGAAAGAGGCAUCAACAUCAAGAAAAUGCGUUUCAAGAUGGCUAAAAGAGAAACAUCUUGAUGCCUCUUAACAAGACGGACGAAAUAGAUGCCGAUGUGUCUUUGUCUUAACACGACGGACAAAAAGUAAAAUGGUGACCUUCCUCGUCUAAUAUUUUCCUGUCUAGGCUUGCCGAACGAUAUUCGAGAUGGGGCUUGGUACAACAAUCCUGGCAAUCAUGUGGAUGCCAAAGAAAGAGCAAGCGUGUCUUUGCAUGACAUCAAGAGGCAAUUAGGCCAAAGUCAAUUCGAAGACAGGUUAGACGAACAACAGCAGCGGCAAGAGUUAGGGCCGCUUGGAAGUUGACCGAUCUAGAAGCAUAUCUGUGACCUUUGAUCACUAUCUCGGAGCAUAUUUUCCUAUGGCCUUAUAACCUUUAUUUUCAAAAGGAAAAAGGGUAGAUAUCUGAUAUGCGAGCAGCUAGAUCGCUCAACUAGCACCCUCUAAAAGAGGAGAAACGCAGAAGAAUGGCCGAAUCUUCUCCAAGUAGCAGUACUAGAGGAGGAAGUCCGAGUCCGAGAAGUACAAG
Amoebophrya sp. A25 is the source of this 792-nucleotide messenger RNA. The record is from the annotation of a GenBank genome assembly. NCBI's taxonomy places the organism in Eukaryota, Dinophyceae, Syndiniales, Amoebophryaceae.